AAUGGACACUGUUACUCUGCUCUAUGUCUCCCUCGUCUUUCCCUGGACAUUUGCCAAGUUUACCACAACAGAAGGGAGGGGGAAGAGGAGAGCACACAAAGCGUAGAGCCAUUGACGGGGAGAGCGUCAUGCAAAAUGCAUGAGACACCAGAGAGGAGGAAGUGAGCAGAUGCAUUUUUUUCUGCAGGUUUUUUUGUUUUAUUUUUUUUAAUCCAUCUUCUAAAGUCUUCAUCCACUGGUCCAUUAUAUUCAAAGUAAAGGUGAGAAGAAAUUAGGUGAGAGAGGAGGAUCCAGGAAGGCAACAAGAAGGGGGCUGGGCUUCUGACUGAUCCUGACCAAAGGGAGUUGACUUUUCUCUGUGGACUUUUUGUUCAGUGCUGCAGCGUUUAUCUACUGCAGCUCUCGGGGGGGACACUUAACUGUGCACUAACUCUAUCCUCAGCCGGUCCUUCAGCAUGCCGAACAUACAGGAAGAGUGCAGUGAACAUGAGGAUGUCCUUGGAGGAGGUGAUGGUGGCUUAAAAGUGAGGAGUGGAGUGCUUUCAGAGAUGACAAAUGGAGUAGAGGAAAAUAUACAGAAGGAGUCACUGAUGAUGGAGCUGACCAGGCUGGUGCAGAAGGUGAUGAAAGAGAGUAGCUGGUGGGAGAGGAGGGGAGUGGACUGCAGCAUCCUGACUGCAGCGUUCCUCUGCCUUCCGCCUGCUUUCCUGCUGCUGGGCUCACAUCAUUUGUUGUGGUUUUUAUUGGGAAUGCUGUUGAUGGGCGUAGCUCAUGCUGUCAUCACAGUCAAAGGGACACAUCUGGCCAGCCACGGGGCCCUCAGUGAGUCGCAGACCUGGGGAAAGUUCUGGUCCAUCUUCUUCAUUGAGAUCUGUGGCUCAUUCUCAGCCCAAGCCGGCAUACAUGGCCAUAUUAAGAUGCAUCAUGCACACACUAACGUCAUUGGACUGGGGGACUCCAGUGUCUGGAAAGUCCCCUUCCUACCUCGUAUGGUCUACCUGUUCAUAGCCCCCCUAUCUGUGCCCCUCAUCACUCCUCUUGUUGCCCUCGCACAUCUUAAAGGACAUUCUUCAUUUGCGGUGGCUCGGACGCUCCUGAUGAUAGCACUAGGUCUGUAUUCGCAGUACUGGCUGCUCAUCAAUGUAUCCGGCUUCAGGUCGACGCAGGGAGCCUUGUUCUGCAUGUUGGUGAGCAGAGCCAUGUUCUCUGUGCCGUACAUCCACGUCAACAUUUUUCAGCACAUUGGUCUGCCCAUGUUCUCCCCAACAAGCCGGCCGAAGAGGAUUUACCAGAUGACCCAUGGAGUGCUGAACCUUCCCCGUAACCCUCUGCUGGACUGGAUGUUUGGACACUCUCUGAUCAGCUGCCAUGUAGAGCACCACCUCUUCCCUUUUCUGUCUGACAACAUGUGUCUAAAGGUGAAGCCAGUUGUAUCCAAGUACCUGACUGAGAGGAAACUUCCAUAUCAGGAGGGCUCCUACCUGUCCCGUCUGCACCUGUUCUUUAACAAAUACCAGGAGUUAAUGGUAUUUGCUCCGCCCAUCACAGAGCUGGUGGGAGUCCAAUGAUGGAGCGAAGGGGCUGGAGCUAGUUGGACUGAGACUUUUCAGCUUACAUCAUGCCUAUAAAAAACAGCCUUUAAAACACAAGGCAUUAGAUACAUUUGCACUGUAGAGUUUAAAUGAUGAGAGAUGGUUUUUAAAAUGUUAAUCUUCUUUAGGCUUACAUGUUAGCAGAUGAUUGAAGCACUAACACAUAGAUUUAACCAAAAACAUGUUCUCCAAUCAGGAACCACAAAGAUUUUUCUACUGAUUUGUUUUCUGUCUCAUGAAGGCUCUUUUCUUCAUCAUCAUCACCAUCAUCAUCUUCCCCUUUUACCUCCAAAAUACAGCAUACACUACCUCAGCUCAAGUUGGAAAAUCAUGCAUCUGCAACAAAUUUACUAAAGGCGAUGAUUUUCCUGUACAUUUAUCAGGCGAAAUUGGAAAAGUGUGUGAUGAAGAGUGAGCAUGGAACUAAAUUUUCUGUAAGCUAAAAGCACAAAACUUUUCCAGACUGCAGAUAUAUAUUUUAUUGCGUUAAAGACACACAAAAAUUGUCGGCAAGACAAAAAUGCCUUAUACUAUAUGCUUUUUUUGCCUUUUUGAAUGGAAUAAAGCCAAUAAGUUAAAAACUUGUCAACUAUCUAAUGUUUUUGAGCCAAUAACUUAUUAAUAUCAUUGCCCUUCAGUAUAAAAGGUUAGUAUGACAUACACUUUAUUGUAAAUAAUCAAAGAUUCCUUUCAUUUUUAACUUAUCUGCAGCUUAAAAGCAUUAAUUUCGAAGAACUGCAAUUAUAUGUAUAUCUUUUGACAUAACUGGCAAAGAUUAUUAGAGUUUUAAACCAUUUUUUGCCAGCGACAAUGGAAUAAAAUCUUACAUUAUUGGCUAAAUGUUAUUAUACUGGUGCUAAAAUGUUAUUAUAUAAUUGGUAAGGUAUUUUCUUUAUUUUCUUUAUUAUUUAACAGCCUUCAGAAGUGGAAUGGUUUCUACUUUCAUGUUAUUUUUUUAUGGGAAGUAAAAGGUUUCCACAAAUUCUGUUGAAAAUGGUUAAUCGGAUCUUUUUCUAUCCUUCUAAACUUUAACUGUGUGAAAUAAUCCUAUAGUGGGAGGUCCUGAAAUGCUAUUUCCAAGGAUUAGAAGAUCAGAGUCAGGAUUUUACGGUCAUAUGCUGAAACUUUUAAAGUUUUAACCCAGUUAGAGCUCAGAUGUCAGACAGUGUUUAAUGCAACCGGGCUGCUUUUAUGAUUUGUGGAGUCUGUUUACCCAUUCUCUCUACGUUCUUGUUAUUUCCUGUCAUCUGUGAAUGAGUCUCUGAUUUUAGAAUGAAUAAACUGAAAGAUUUUUUUCUGUCUUUUA
Cyprinodon tularosa is the source of this 2898-nucleotide messenger RNA. RefSeq names its product fatty acid desaturase 6 (gene fads6). NCBI's taxonomy places the organism in Eukaryota, Metazoa, Chordata, Actinopteri, Cyprinodontiformes, Cyprinodontidae. Gene Ontology annotation, cellular component: membrane. The transcript is spliced from 6 exons. Gene Ontology annotation, molecular function: oxidoreductase activity, acting on paired donors, with oxidation of a pair of donors resulting in the reduction of molecular oxygen to two molecules of water. Gene Ontology annotation, biological process: lipid metabolic process. The record is from RefSeq and is a predicted model, not a curated record. The coding region runs from base 456 to 1568 and encodes 370 amino acids.